AUGACUCGUUCAACAUCUCGCUCUUCCUCGCGGACUAAGCCUGAGUCCUCAGCACGUGGACAACACGUCAAUAUAGAUGAUGCGGAAGCGUCAAUCCCUCAGCCGGUGCGCGGAGGUCUACGGCGUGGCCUAUCUGCACGUCAAGUACAAAUGAUUGCAAUUGGUGGUACCAUUGGAACUGGACUCUUCCUCGGAACCGGAAAAUCCCUUGCUCAAGGCGGUCCUGCGAGCAUGCUGAUUUGCUAUGGCAUAGUGGGAUUCAUUGUGUAUGUGACGCUAUUGCUGUUAGGGGAGAUGGCUACACAGUACCCGGUGGCUGGGUCGUUUAACGCCUAUGCAAUACGCUUUUUUUCGCCAUCUUACGGUUUUGCCCUAUCGUGGAACUAUUGGUUCAACGAUGCAGUGUCUGUCGCCUCCGAUCUCACUGCUGCUCAGUUGGUGUUACAAUUCUGGACGCCUUCAUAUCCUUGGCUGGUCAGCCUGCUCUUUUGGGUGUUCCUUGUAUCACUCAACUCCUUUCACGUCAAAGCUUACGGAGAAUUGGAGUAUUGGCUUUCAUUCCUGAAGGUCGUCACCAUUGUGAUCUUCAUCAUCCUUGGCAUCCUUGUCAAUGUCGGCGUCAAUCAGUCGCAUACCUACAUCGGAGCACACAAUUGGUACAUUCCUGGGGCUCCGUUCGUUGGUGGCUUUGGUGGUUUCGCCAAGGUCUUCGUGACAGCUAGUUUCGCAUAUGGUGGAACAGAAAGUCUAGGUAUCACCGCAGGAGAGACGGAGAACCCCUCGAAGAACAUGCCAAAGGUUGUUAAGUUUGUGUUCUGGAGGCAAGUUAGAAUUCUGUUAUUUUAUAUCCUGAGCAUCCUGCUCAUCGGCCUAAACGUGCCAUGGGAUUACCCGAAUCUAUCGAAUAAAACGACCACUACAUCCCCUUUUACGAUUGUAUUUACUCUGGCUGGUUCAACUGUAGCCGGGUCAUUUAUGAACACCGUCAUUCUCACCUCUGUAUUAUCUGCCGGUAACCACGCCCUUUUUGCGGGGACCAGAGUUCUCUAUGGCCUAUCUGUUGUUAGCCCCACCCCCCACGCACCUCGUAUAUUUUCUCGGACCACUCGGGGAGGUGUUCCCUUGUACGCGCUGCUUGCGACGAGUAGCAUUAGCGUGCUCUGUCUUGGCAGCAGUUUUAUUGGCAGUGGCCAGCUGUGGGGAUGGUUGCAAAACAUCGUUGGGGUCUCAAACCAGAUUGCCUGGUUAUCAAUUGGACUGGCUAGUUGGAGAUUCAGGAAAGCCUGGAUCAGACAAGGUCGAUCUCUAGACGAAAUGAAGUUUCGAGCAUCGUGGACGUGGCCAUGGGGUCCUUACUUUGUUGUGCGUGUUUUAAUACUGCUAGCUACCUUCCAAGGAUGGUCCUCUAUAUUCCCCACAUUCUCACCAGUGGAUUUUGUCUCCUUUUACAUCGAGAUACCCAUCAUGGUUAUCAUGGGCCUCUGCUGGGUCCUGGCUAAGAACGUCUUCAUAGACUCCAUACCAGUUCCAGGUAACGCCGAUCACCCUAAUGAGACGACCUCUCUGAUACCCCGCAACGCUGGAACCCAAGAAGCUCAUUCCAAGUGGAGGUCCGAUAUUGUGGACAUUCAAACCGUUGAUCUGUAUAGUGACGAAUACGCCGACGAACCAUUAGAUGAAGUAAAGGAUGAACCAAAGGCAAAGAGGUUUAGUUUCUUUUGGAGGUUGUAUGACAUGAUGGCUUAG
This is a messenger RNA of Suillus bovinus, 1746 nucleotides long. RefSeq names its product amino acid permease-domain-containing protein. NCBI's taxonomy places the organism in Eukaryota, Fungi, Basidiomycota, Agaricomycetes, Boletales, Suillaceae. Gene Ontology annotation, cellular component: membrane. The record is from RefSeq and is a predicted model, not a curated record. Gene Ontology annotation, molecular function: amino acid transmembrane transporter activity. The transcript is spliced from 9 exons. Gene Ontology annotation, biological process: amino acid transmembrane transport. The coding region runs from base 1 to 1746 and encodes 581 amino acids.